Messenger RNA from Paramecium tetraurelia, 267 nucleotides. RefSeq lists its product as uncharacterized. The record is from RefSeq and is a predicted model, not a curated record. NCBI's taxonomy places the organism in Eukaryota, Ciliophora, Oligohymenophorea, Peniculida, Parameciidae. The transcript is spliced from 3 exons.
AUGUCUUGCUUUAAACUUGCAGGAAGAUUAUGCACAUGCAAAACAUAUAAUGGUUGCGAUAAUCUCACUUGCAACGAUGGUUAUUACUAAAUCUUGCAUCACAAUUCCAGACAACAAUUGUGCCAAGGUGGUUUAUCGGCUGAUGAAACAAUCAUAGUGUGUUAUAAAUGUAAAGCUGGUACAUUGAUUGUUGGAAUAAGUGUUUAGAAUAAUAAUUGUUAAACCUUCGAUGUGAACACUGGUAUUUGUACAAAACUUUCCAAUUGA